CUAACUCUGCCUGUAAUCGUCCAAAGCCCGACGUCUUCCACAAAUGAGGGGAUGAUAUGAGGAGAAUAAACUCGUGGACUAUAUUCACAAUUCAAAAAAAAAAAGAAAAAAAAAAGAAAAGACAAAUGACAGAAAGAUAAGAGAAAUGGGCAACAUGGGCAGCAGCAAAUCAGCGAAGCGGCUCCCAGUCGUGGAUUUUUCUUUUUCUUUCUAAAGAAAGCAGCCGGAAAGUGAGAGACAAGAACCAAACACGUCUUUAAGGAGCAGUUCGUCAUUUUGAAGUGCUCGGACACACACUCACACACACAGCCUCCUGAGCCCUCUGUGUCUCUGGUCCAGGUCUAGAGGAAUGUUGAGUGUCUCUACAGCCCCCUCCCUGGAGAUUAGGCUUCACCAUGCAUGCCCCCCUCCUCCUCCUCCUCCCUCCCCUCUUCAUUCCUUUCCAAAGUAUGCCCCCCUAAGAGCUGCCGCAUUUUUAUCUGAGCCUGGUGAUUGUGACAGAUUGGCCAAAUGACACACAUACACAAACACACAUCCGUGGACACACGCUGAGGCACAAACAGAGGGGAAACUGGUUUGCCCCGGGGAGGGGCCAGAACGCGCCAGACUCCAGCUAUAAAACCCUCUCACGAUGAGGCCAGUGUCCUGCCCUGAUCCGGACAGUACCUCCUUCCUCUGUGCCAGGACGCCGCCAGGACAGGCAGCAGACCAGCCUCCACCAUGAACGACAUCUACAAGGCAGCGGUUGAGCAGCUGACUGAUGAGCAGAAAAAUGAGUUCAAGGCCGCCUUUGACAUCUUCGUACAAGAUGCAGAGGACGGCUGCAUCAGCACCAAGGAGCUGGGGAAGGUGAUGAGGAUGCUGGGCCAGAACCCCACGCCAGAGGAGCUGCAGGAGAUGAUUGACGAGGUGGAUGAAGACGGGAGUGGCACGGUGGAUUUUGACGAGUUCCUGGUCAUGAUGGUGAGGUGCAUGAAGGACGACAGCAAGGGGAAGUCAGAGGAAGAGUUGGCGGAGCUGUUUCGCAUGUUUGACAAGAACGCAGAUGGUUACAUUGACCUGGAAGAGCUGAAAAUGAUGCUGGAGUCUACAGGAGAGGCAAUUACUGAGGAUGACAUCGAGGAGCUGAUGAAAGACGGGGACAAGAACAACGAUGGCAAAAUUGACUAUGAUGAGUUCCUGGAGUUCAUGAAAGGAGUGGAGUAAUCCUGAAAAAGAUCCAGAGUGUUAUUUUUGUAUUUCUCUGUGAGUCCACGGUCAUCUGUGGAGAACUGGAAGCUGACUUUGGAUGCCGUUGAGAGAUCCUUGGAACGACUUUGCAAGAUUUAGUCAAAUACUGUAUCCGAAUGUUUCUGUAUUUUUCUACCAUCUCUUGCAUUGUUGUAAAUACAGAUUGUAACUACUUUUGGAGCCCAUGUAUACUGAAUUUGUGUAAAUGUAUCCAAAUGACUUUUUUUUUCUUCUCAUUUUCUAGAGAGGACACGUAGCAUAACAGUUUGACUGCUUAGAAAUAUCAACUUGUGUGUUUGUUUUGCUCAAUCUUAUCUCUGAAGUGCCACAGCCAGUUUACAAAUCUUCUUACUGAGAGGCUGAUAUUGUUUAGCUGUGCAGAUAAUGUAUGUGUGCACAAAGCAGAACGUAUCCAUGAGGCAACAUUGUUUUACACCAUGGGCUCUGGUAGACUAAUCACACUUUUUGAGCAAUGCACUGGAUGCAGUCUGUAUACUGUGCAUGUAAUGAAGUGCACAUACAAUUCUGUAUGUUUCAGAUACCCUCAGGACUUUUUACUCCUCUCUCAUGUUCCUGAAAUGUCUGCAGCGUCUGCACAUUUCUACAUGAAAAAGUUGGAAUGUGCGCUCAUGUAAUAAACAAGAUGCAUUUGUCAAAAGCA
Messenger RNA from Seriola aureovittata, 1891 nucleotides. It is a transcript of the gene tnnc1a, whose product is annotated as troponin C type 1a (slow). The record is from RefSeq and is a predicted model, not a curated record. Bases 721 to 1206 code for a protein of 161 amino acids. Gene Ontology annotation, molecular function: calcium ion binding. Gene Ontology annotation, cellular component: myosin II complex. The transcript has 7 exons. Lineage: Eukaryota; Metazoa; Chordata; Actinopteri; Carangiformes; Carangidae.